Messenger RNA from Mycena citricolor, 1892 nucleotides. The record is from the annotation of a GenBank genome assembly. NCBI's taxonomy places the organism in Eukaryota, Fungi, Basidiomycota, Agaricomycetes, Agaricales, Mycenaceae.
CCUCUUUCCCAUUGACUUUGAUUGCCACAAAAUUAUCUACGCGUCUCGACCAUGUCAGAAACUUCGUCAGAGCCCACUUCCCCCGCACUCACAGCCUCUACUCCUCCAUCAUCCGCUCCUUCACCCCAGCUCCAGGCCCUAAGCAUCGAAGUCUCAGAUGAAGACAAAGCCGCCGCCGCCGCUUUGAAGACCCAAGCAAACAAGGCUUUCACAUCGCACGAUUUCCCCAACGCUGCGAAACUCUAUUCCGAGGCGAUCGAGAAGAAUCCCAGCGACGCGACAAUAUGGUGUAAUCGGGCCUAUAGUCGGAUGAAGCUAGAAGAAUUUGGAUACGCCCUGACCGAUGCUAGCCAGGCCAUCCAGCUCGACCCGAAAUAUGCCAAGGCAUACUUCCGUCGCGCGACAUGUUAUCUGCAAAUCUUGAAACCCCAGAUGGCUGUCGCGGACUUCCGGAAAGUGCUAGCUCUGGAGCCCAAGAAUGACACGGUCCGCUCGCAAAUGGUCGCUACGCAGAAGCUCGUGAGGAGGAUUGAAUUCGAGAAGGCUAUCGAGGUCGAAGGCGAGAAGGAUGCGCUUUUGAGAUGCCAGGAGAUAAUUGCGGAAGGCGGUUGCGAAGUGGACAAAUCUUAUACCGGGCCCAAACUGACGUUGACGGAGGGGAAAUACGGUAUCACACAUGGAUUCAUCAAGGAGAUGAUCCAAUGGUUCAAGGACGGCAAAGCGUUGCCCAAGCGAUAUGUUUGGGAAAUCGUGUUCGGUGCACACGACCAUUUCGCCAAGGAGGACAGUUUGGUCAGUGUCGACCUUGCGGAUGGGGUGACUUGCGAUGUUAUCGGGGAUGUACACGGCCAAUUCUACGACAUGCUUCAUUUGUUCUCGUUGACUGGCGAACCUAGUGCUACACACUAUCUACUGAUGAACGGAGAUCUAGUUGACCGAGGUUCUUGGUCUAUUGAGGUCAUCCUAACUGCAUUUGCCUUCAAAUGGUUGUAUCCGAAAUACUUCUACAUCAAUCGCGGAAACCACGAGGCUAAAGAUAUGAACCGCUCAUACGGAUUCGAGGGGGAAGCGAAACACAAACAUGGGGAGCAAAGCUACAAGCUAUUCGCCCACGUUUUCACGACCCUGCCGCUGUCUACAUUGAUCUCUGCAACCAAACCCCCACCAAACAAAACUGGCAACCCCAUCCUUUCUCCCCAGGGCUUCAAGCGAUAUUUCGUCGUGCACGGUGGCCUGUUCAGUAAAGAUGAUGUGACAUUAGAGGAUAUCCGGAAGGUAGACCGCGUGGGACGUCAGCCAGGCCAGGAGGUCUCAUGUGCGAGUUACUCUGGACGGAUCCGCAGAUGCUACCCGGACGAGGGUGUCGGUAUUGCUUUUGGGCCUGAUGUCACUCGACGAUGGUGCACGCUGAAUGGUGUGACUGGUAUCAUACGCAGCCACGAAGUUCGACAAGAUGGAUAUGAGGUAGAGCAUGAUGGCUUGUGCACUACGCACAGGUGUUCUCUGCCCCCAAUUAUGUUGAUCAAGGCGGUAACAAAGGCGCUUUUAUCCGGAUUGACUCGGCGGGAAUCAGAAAUACACGCAAUUCAAUGCCUCGCCGCAUCCUCCAAUGAAGCCGAUGGCGUAUGUGCAAGGUGGAUUAGGCAGUCUUAUGAUGUGAUGUUUAUACAUUUAUGGCCAUAAAUACGUCCUUCGCCCUAUAACUCAAAUCCAGCCGGUCCGCGGUCUUUUCCUGACGUGGCGAACACCGCGGCAAGCGCACUGACGCCUCUCUUCCACAUGUCCAGCAGCAUCUCGACACAUUCGACCGUGCUUCGCUUGCAGACCCGCAACCAUCGCGUCAGCGGUAAUUCUGGUGCGGUGCCGUCUGCGAAUGGUGAAGGGGAGCGUUG